Acanthosepion pharaonis is the source of this 4482-nucleotide messenger RNA. NCBI's taxonomy places the organism in Eukaryota, Metazoa, Mollusca, Cephalopoda, Sepiida, Sepiidae. The record is from the annotation of a GenBank genome assembly.
AUGAUUCACCUAAUAAAACAUAACGUAACAUCUCUCUCUCACUAUCUAUCUAUCUAUCUAUCUAUCUAUCUAUCUAUCUAUCUAUCUAUCUAUCUAAAUUUGAAAUAUUUUAAUCUAUCUAUCUAUCUAUCUAUCUAUCUAUCUAUUUGUUUUCUAUUUAUCUAUCUCAGUUUUUCUAUCUAUCUAUCUGUCUGUUUUCCAUAUCUAUCUAUCUAUCUAACUAUCUAUUUGUUUUUCAUAUUUAUUAUCUACAACUGGCUUUUUUUAUUUAUCUAUCUAUCUUUCUGUUUUCCGAUAUCUAUCUAUCUGUCUGUUUCUAUCCAUAUCUAUCUAUUUAUCUAUCUAACUGUUUUCCAUAUCUAUUUUUCCAUAUUUAUCUAUCUAUCUAUCUAUCUAUUUGUUUUUCCAUUUAUAUAUAUAUAUCUAUCUAUCUUCUGUUUUCCAUAUCUAUCUAUCUAUCUAUCUAUCUAUCUGUUUUUCCAUAUCUAUCUAUCUAUAUCUGUUUUUUCCAUAUCUAUCUAUCUAUCUAUCUAUCUAUCUAUCUAUCUGUUUCCCAUCUAUCUUUCUGUUUAUCUAUCUAUCUAUCUAUCUAUCUAUCUAUCUAUUUUUUUUAUCUAUCUAUCUAUCAACUAUCUAUCUAUCUAUCUUUUGUUCUAUCUAUCUAUCAGUUUUUCGAUAUCUAUCUAUCUGUCUAUCUGUCUGUUUUCCAUCCAUCUAUUUAUCUAUUCAUUUAUCUAUCUAACUAUCUAUCUGUUUUUCCAUAUUUGUUUUUAUCUAUCUAUCUAUCUAUCUUUUUUCCAUAUAUCUUUCUGUUAUAUCUAUCUAUCUUUCUGUUUUCCAUUUUAUCAUAUCUAUCUAUCUAUCUAUCUAUCUAUCUAUCUAUUUAUUUUUCCCAACUAUUUAUCUGUUUUUCCAUAUCUAUCUAUCUCUGUUUUCCAUAUCUAUCUAUUUAUCUAUCUAACUAUCUAUCUUUUUCCAUAUUUAUAUCUAUAUCAUUUUUCCAUAUAUAUAUAUAUCUAUCUUUCUGUUUUUCCAUAUCUAUCUAUCUAUUUUUUCAUAUUCCACAUUUUUUCCCAUAUCUAUCUAUCUAUCUAUCUAUCUUUUUUCGAUAUCUAUCUAUCUGUCUGUUUUCCAUAUCUAUCUAUUUAUCUAUCUAACUAUCUAUCUGUUUUUCCAUAUUUAUUAUCUAUCUAUAUCUGUUUUUUUCCAUAUAUAUAUAUAUCUAUUUUUCCAUAUCUAUUAUCUAUCUAUCUAUCUAUCUUUUUUCCAUAUCUAUAUUAUCUAUCUAUCUAUCUAUCUAUCUAUCUAUCAUCUGUAUCUUAUAUCUAUCUAUCUAUCUAUCUAUUUUCCAUAUCUAUCUUUUGUUUUUUUUUCCAUUUAUCUAUCUGUCAGUUUUCGAUAUCUAUCAUAUCUAUCUAUUUUCUAUCUAACUAUCUAUCUGUUUUUCCAUCUAUCUAUCUAUCUUUUUCCAUAUAUAUAUCUAUAUCUAUCUUUCCAUUUUAUAUCUAUCUAUCUAUCUAUCUAUCUGUUUUCCAUAUCUAUCCAUAUCUAUCUAUCUAUCUAUAUCUGUUUUUCCAUAUCUAUCUAUCUAUCUAUCUAUUCUUUUCUAUCUAUCUAUCUAUCUAUCUAUCUAUUUGUUUUUCCACAACUAUUUAUCUAUCUGUCAGUUUUUCGAUAUCUAUCUAUCUGUCUGUUUUCCAUAUCUAUCUAUUUAUCUAUCUAACUAUCUAUCUGUUUUUCCAUAUUUAUUAUCUAUCUAUAUCUGUUUUUUUCCAUAUAUAUAUAUAUCUAUCUUUCUGUUUUCCAUAUCUAUCUAUCUAUCUAUCUAUCUGUUUUUCCAUAUCUAUCUUUCUGUUUUUCCAUAUCUAUCUAUCUAUCUAUCUAUCUAUCUGUUUUUCCAUAUCUAUCUAUCUAUCUAUCUAUCUAUCUAUCUAUCUAUCUAUCUAUCUAUUUUCUAUCUGUCAUAUCUAUCUUUCUGUUUUCAUUAUCUAUCUAUUUAUCUAUCUAUCUAUCUAUCUAUCUGUUUUUCCAUAUAUAUAUAUCUAUUCAUCUAUCUAUCUAUCUAUCUAUCUAUCUGUUUAUCAUAUCUAUCUUUCAUUUUUUUAUCUAUCUAUCUAUCUAUCUACUAUUUAUCUAUCUAUCUAUUUUAUCAUAUCUAUCUAUCUAUCUAUCUAUCAUUUGUUUUCUAUUUAUCUAUCUGUAUUUAUCUAUCUAUCUGUCUAUUUCCAUAUCUAUCUAUUUAUCUAUCUAACUAUCUAUCUGUUUUUCCAUAUUUAUUAUCUAUCUAUAUCUGUUUUUUUCCAUAUAUAUAUAUAUCUAUCUUUCUGUUUUCCAUAUCUAUCUAUCUAUCUAUCUAUCUAUUUUUUCCAUAUCUAUCUAUCUCUUUAUCUAUCAUAUCUUUUUUUUAUCUAUCUAUCUAUCUGUUUUCAUAUCUAUUUAUCUAUCUGUUUUUCCAUAUCUAUCUAUUCUGUUUUUUCCAUAUCUUUCUGUUUUCCAUAUCUAUCUAUCUAUCUAUCUAUCUGUUUUUCCAUAUCUAUCUUUCUGUUUUUCCAUAUCUAUCUAUCUAUCUAUCUAUCUAUCUGUUUUUCCAUAUCUAUCUAUCUAUCUAUCUAUCUAUCUAUCUAUUUGUUUUUCCACAACUAUUUAUCUAUCUGUCAGUUUUUCGAUAUCUAUCUAUCUGUCUGUUUUCCAUAUCUAUCUAUUUAUCUAUCUAACUAUCUAUCUGUUUUUCCAUAUUUAUUAUCUAUCUAUAUGUUUUUCCAUAUAUAUAUAUAUCUUUUUCCAUAUUUAUCUAUCUGUUUAUCUAUCUAUAUCUGUUUUUUUCCAUAUCUAUCUAUCUAUUUUUCCAUAUCUAUCUUUCUGUUUUCCAUUUAUAUAUCAUCUAUCUAUCUAUCUAUCUGUUUUUCCAUAUCUAUCUAUUUUCUAUCUGUAUCUAUCUGUUUCCAUCUAUCUAUCUAUAUCUGUUUUUUCCAUAUAUAUAUCUAUCUAUCUAUCUGUUUUUCCAUCUGUUUUAUCUAUCUUUCUGUUUUUCCAUAUCUAUCUAUCUAUCUAUCUAUCUAUCUAUCUAUCUAUCUAUCUAUCUAUCUAUCUAUCUAUCUAUCUAUUUGUUUUUCCACAACUAUUUAUCUAUCUGUCAGUUUUUCGAUAUCUAUCUAUCUGUCUGUUUUCCAUAUCUAUCUAUUUAUCUAUCUAACUAUCUAUCUGUUUUUCCAUAUUUAUUAUCUAUCUAUAUCUGUUUUUUUCCAUAUAUAUAUAUAUCUAUCUUUCUGUUUUCCAUAUCUAUCUAUCUAUCUAUUUUUUUCCAUAUCUAUCUUUUGUUUUUUCCUAUCUAUCUAUCUAUCUAUCUAUUUUUCUAUAUCUAUCUAUCUAUCUAUCUAUCUAUUUGUUUUUCCACAACUAUUUUUUCCAUAUCUAUGUCUGUUUUCCAUAUCUAUCAUUUAUCUAUCUAACUAUCUAUCUAUCUGUCUCUGUUUUUCCAUAUAUAUAUCUAUCUUUCUGUUUUCCAUAUCUAUCUAUCUAUCUAUCUAUCUAUUUUUCCAUAUCUAUCUUUCUGUUUUUCCAUAUCUAUCUAUCUAUCUAUCUAUCUAUCUGUUUUUCCAUAUCUAUCUAUCUAUAUCUAUCUAUCUAUCUAUCUAUCUAUCUAUUUGUUUUUUCCAUUUAUCUAUCUGUCAGUUUUUUCUAUCUAUCUAUCUGUUUUUCCAUAUCUAUCUAUUUAUCUAUCUAUCUAUCUAUCUGUUUUCCAUAUUUAUUAUCUAUCUAUAUCUGUUUUUUUCCAUAUAUAUAUAUAUCUAUCUUUCUGUUUUCCAUAUCUAUCUAUCUAUCUAUCUAUCUAUCUGUUUUUCCAUAUCUAUCUUUCUGUUUUUCCAUAUCUAUCUAUCUAUCUAUCUAUCUAUCUAUCUGUUUUCUAUUCAUCUAUCUAUCUAUCUAUCUAUUUGUUUUUCCACAACUAUUUAUCUAUCUGUCAGUUUUUCGAUAUCUAUCUAUCUGUCUGUUUUCCAUAUCUAUCUAUUUAUCUAUCUAUCUGUUUUCCAUAUCUAUCUUUCUGUUUUUCCAUAUAUAUAUCUAUCUCAUCUAUCUAUCUAUCUAUCUAUCUGUUUUUUUUUUCUGUUUAUCAUAUCUAUCUAUCUAUCUAUCUAUCUAUCUAUCUAUCUAUCUAUCUAUUUAUCUCAUCUAUCUAUCGCUUUUAAUAUGACAGCAUUUUCUGAAGAAAUGGAAGUCCGCAUGGGAACAGGGCGGCUACGGAAGCGAUACAAUUUUUUUUUCGGCUGGAAACGCACAAGUGAGAACGACUCGUAUUCCGUAGCUGAAUUUGUUAAUCCACCGACCAUGAAAUAUCAAAGCAAAUAUGGAAUGUUGGUUCAAGUCUUAGGACACCGAGAUUAUGACCCUUGCAAUAAUCUAAGUAGAAGUUUUUCCAAAUUGUUACAUCUAUCUAUCUAUCUAUCUAUCUAUCUAUCUAUCUAUCUAUCUAUCUAUUGCUAA